CGUUUAAGUGCAGUCCGCUGCUUCGAGCUCUUCAUCGGUCUCAGUCUCUCGAGUCCUCGACGACGCAAACGCACAACAGCGGGACGAAAUGGCAGAAGAAGCUCCAGCUGCGGCCGCCGCCGCCGCGCCCAAAGCGGCCAAGAAGAAGGCGUCCAGGCCGAAGAAGGUCGGUCCCAGCGUCUCCGACCUCAUCGUGAAAACCGUGGGCGCGUCCAAGGAGCGGAGCGGCGUGUCCGCUGCCGCCGUCAAGAAGGCUCUGACCGCCGGAGGAUACGAUGUGGACAAGAACAAGGCCCGCGUCAAGACCGCCAUCAAGAGCCUGGUGGCCAAGGGGACUCUGGUCCAGGUCAAGGGGAUCGGGGCCUCCGGCUCCUUCAAGGUGAGCAAGACCACCGCCGACAAACCGGCAAAGAAAGCCGCUCCUAAAGCCAAGAAGCCCGCAGCGGCCAAAAAGCCCAAAGCAGCGGCAGUGAAGAAAGUUGUAGCCGCUAAGAAGUCACCGAAGAAGGCCAAGAAACCCGCAUCGGCCAAGAAGGUGGCCAAGAGCCCCAAGAAGGUAGCAAAGAGCCCCAAGAAGGUGGCCAAGAGCCCCAAGAAGGUGGUGAAAAAGGCCCCCGCAGCCAAGAAAACCCCCGUGAAGAAGGUCGCUAAGCCCAAAGCCAAGAAAGCAGCACCCAAGAAGAAGUAAACUGACCUCAGUCUGAACAACCAACGCUUCUAUAAAAGGCUCUUUUAAGAGCCACCCAAUCCUCCCUUAAAGAGCUUUUCCUUCAUUAUUCAGCUGCAGACUAUAGCUGUGAUUUCCAGAAUGUAUCAUACAAGGGCUAGGACAUUCACUCAUGUAACAUUAGCUAGUAUGAGCAUCUAAGGAGCAGACACAUGGGCUACUUAAACAUAGCAAAGAAUACCCAUCAUGUAAAACUGCACAUAGAAUUGUUUAAAAUUGUUGUUGAUGGUUACAACUUUCAUACAACGUAUACUAAAUUUUGAUAUUAAACAGGAGAUCAACUCUU
Messenger RNA from Gasterosteus aculeatus aculeatus (three-spined stickleback), 1013 nucleotides. The record is from RefSeq and is a predicted model, not a curated record. Lineage: Eukaryota; Metazoa; Chordata; Actinopteri; Perciformes; Gasterosteidae.